Molecule: messenger RNA, 864 nt
Organism: Penicillium coprophilum
Lineage: Eukaryota; Fungi; Ascomycota; Eurotiomycetes; Eurotiales; Aspergillaceae
Product: NUDIX hydrolase
Exons: 5
Coding region: 1-864 (287 amino acids)
Biological process (GO): coenzyme A catabolic process
Molecular function (GO): acetyl-CoA hydrolase activity; coenzyme A diphosphatase activity
Source: RefSeq, a predicted model, not a curated record
AUGCGACUGCUCAAUCUUCCGACGCUUUUCACCCAGACUCAGCUCAAGCUAUUCCAUUUCACCACGCUCAAACGAACUUUCAAAAUAAUGGCACCCCUAAAUCCCACAUCUCAGGAAGCAAUCAACAGACUUCGAAACUAUGUUCCCCCGCCAACAACGUACAGCUUGGUCCCACUCAGCAGACGGGCGGCUGUGCUGAUACUGCUCUUCGCCGAUGCCAAGGGCGACCUUAAGGUUGUCGUUACGAUCCGGGCCAAGACAUUGAGUUCGUAUGCAGGAGAUGCUGCUUUGCCUGGAGGCCGCGCAGACAACACAGAGACAGCCUUCCAAACGGCGCGCCGCGAGGCAAGCGAGGAGAUCGGCCUCCCCGAUAUUAAUCAAAAGUUCCCACCCCCGUUCAGCGUGGAGCAUCUCUGUGAGCUCCCGGCAAAUCUUGCCAGAACGGAGGUAGUCGUACGUCCCUGCGUUGCUCUCCUUCACGGCUCUGAUCUCCACUUGGGGCUGAAUGCCGAUCCUGAAGCGUCACUGGUUCCUAUUUUGGAUGCGAGAGAGGUUGAGGCUGUUUUUACUGCGCCAUUGAAGGACUUUUUGAGUCAAAAUAUCUCUGUACAAGAUGAUUGGUAUACGGGAACUUGGGGGACGUGGCAUAAUUCACAAUGGAGAAUGCAUCAGUUCUUUGUUCGACAUGAAGAUCAAGUCUAUCGCAUCUUUGGCAUGACAGCAAGAAUCAUUGUCGAUGCAGCACGUGUUGCCUACGCGCAGGAACCGGAAUUCGAGCAUAACAGUCACUUUGGAGACGAAGAGAUGAUUACCCGACUGUUCGAGUCCGGCCAACUGAGUGAAGAAAAAGCCAAGCUUACUUAG